CAUAUAUUGGGAGCACUUGUUGUUGUCUCUAGUCUAUAAAACCGCCACUAACCAGCCUGUUUCCACCUCCCCUCUCACUGUUAGUAAUGAGAACUUAGAACUUAGAUCUGAGUUCUCUCAAGUUUUUCUUUCUGCAUUUUUGUGUGUUAUCUAAAUUACUUAGCUAAUUAUUGUAAUUUCUUGUUCUCGAUGCUCCAAAUUACUACUUACCCAUGUCUCCGGUUGUGAGUGAAGUUCUUCUUUCUGGGUUUAUUAUAAACUCAACUCUUCGUCGUAGGACCCACUUAGUUCAAUCCUUCUCCGUCGUCUUCCUUUACUGGUUCUAUGUCUUCUCUGGAGCUUCGUCUGGGUCGGCCAACGGCGGUAUCCGAACCUCAGGCUCGGAAGAUGAUCAGGAGGCCGAGAGGAAGCGCCGGAGAAUGCAAUCUAAUCGGGAAUCAGCUCGACGAUCUCGACUGCGCAAGCAAAAACAUUUAGAUGAUCUAACCGACCAGGUGAAUCGACUCAAAAAGCAUAACAAUGAGAUGGUAGCAAACAUGAAUGUGGCGACAAAUCUGUACGUUAGUUUGGAGGUAGAGAAUUCGAUCCUUCGAACUCAGAUGCUAGAACUGACCUACAGGUUACAGUCUCUAAACGACAUCGUAAUGUUUAUAAACUCCAUGGAGGUUUUUGAAACCUUUUCCUUUGAGGUUGACGAUUUGAAUAAUGGCUUUGAAGAGGAAGAUUAUUAUUACAACCCUUAGAAAUAUCCAUUUGCAAGUUAUAAGUAACCAAUCAUGGAGGACAAACCCGAACACAUAAAUAAUUGUUGAUAAAGAUUGAUUGAUGUGAGUGCGUGUAUGAUGUGUUGAUGGCCUACUUUUCUCAUCGUUUUAUUGAUUAAUAAUAUGGGUUCAAAAUUUCACUCAAAUUGAACCGACAAAAUACAUUGAGGUGUUCAAAAGGAUUGAUACUUCAAUAAAUCAAAUCCACAGCGACUGUACAUGCAUUUAUG
Molecule: messenger RNA, 994 nt
Organism: Benincasa hispida (wax gourd)
Lineage: Eukaryota; Viridiplantae; Streptophyta; Magnoliopsida; Cucurbitales; Cucurbitaceae
Product: bZIP transcription factor 44-like
Biological process (GO): positive regulation of DNA-templated transcription
Cellular component (GO): nucleus
Molecular function (GO): DNA-binding transcription factor activity; transcription cis-regulatory region binding
Source: RefSeq, a predicted model, not a curated record